AUGCUUAUGAAAGGCAGGCGCUACAUUUCACCGUCGUGGGAGGGAGUGCGGUGGGAGGGAGUGUGGUUGGAGGGGGUGUGGUGGGCGGGGAAACCCACGGUACUCCUGCUGCAUGGCUUCUGCGCUGCUUCCUCCUUUUGGACCGACACUGCUGUGCCGUUUCUCCCCAGGAGCUUCCUGGAGGGCAGGAGGGUGGUGGCGGUGGACCUGCUGGGGUGGGGCAAGAGCCCCAAGCCCAGGGACUGUGACUAUAGCAUUGAGGAGCACGUCAGCUGGAUAGAGCGCACGGUGCUCGCCCCACUCGGCAUCUCCACCUUCCACAUCGUGGGCCACAGCAUGGGGGGCUUGAUAGGUGCGGUUCUGGCUGCUCGCAACCGACACAGGGUGCUGUCUCUCUGCCUCUACUCGCCUCCCUUCAUCCCUCCCCGACCAGGCCUCACACCAGCGGAGGAGUUUUUCCAGCAAGUCGCCCCGCGCUGCUUCUCCCCUGCACUGCUAUUGUGCACCAGCAUGGUGGCGUGGUUCGAGCACGUGGGCCGAGUCAUCUGCGCCUUGUUCACGCAAUUUCAUUGGCUCUCGGACCCCCUCGCUGCUCUCCUGCUGCCCCGAAUAGGCGCCAAACUCCCACCCUCCUACGUGCGGGAUUUCUCCCGCUGCACACACCACACUGCCUGGCACAGCUUUUUCAACACCAUCUGCGCUGGCACCAACUUCCUGGAACCUUCCCUGCACCUACUGCACAACCUCAGCCCCACAAAUGUCCUCGCUACAAGCAGUGGCGCUUGUAACGAGACCAAAUCAGCGAGUACUGUAGCAGAGAGCGGUAAAUUAUAUAACAGGAGCGUUCCUGUGACUAUAGUGCAUGGUGACAAAGACAAGCUGUGCCCGAUUGAAUCAAGCAGGGGGUUGGCUCGGCGGCAUCCGAACGUGAAGCUGUUGGAGGUUCGGGGAGUGGACCACAUUACAGUGGUGCUGGGUAGAGAGAAAGAAGCUGCUCAACAGAUUGUGGAGUUUGUUGAAGAAGCAGAGGCUGCAAGCAUGGAUGCAUGA
Closterium sp. Yama58-4 is the source of this 1050-nucleotide messenger RNA. NCBI's taxonomy places the organism in Eukaryota, Viridiplantae, Streptophyta, Zygnematophyceae, Desmidiales, Closteriaceae. The record is from the annotation of a GenBank genome assembly.